ACCAGUCGCCCCAUCUUACCUACCUUUAUCUUUACUAAACCAGCUCAGCUAUUCACCCGCUCUGUCUCGAUGGCCUCAUCCGAGCAUCACUUGUCCGCCCUCCCCAAUGGAUGGCCCCGCAUAACUGAAUCCAGUCCAGUCCGAGACCUUGGUGGGAUCAUGGACUACGAGCGCUGUGCAGCUCUACAUAACGAGCUUUUGACAAGAGCCCUCACGGGUUGUGGCGGUGAGAUACCCCCGAUGCCUCCAAGCUGGUGGGAUGCCAGGGCGCCUUCUGAGGAAGUUGCUAACAGUCUUCACCCGUCCUUGAUCGAGUUCCUGAAGCGUGCUUGGGAUGAGGACGUUCUGCCUCCUCGGUCUAGACUUUUUGUUUUCCUUGCAGCACUGAAAUCUCCGGAUAACAUGCGGGAUCAUAUGGAUUCGUACGAGGAUGAAUAUGAAGAGGGAAGGUUUAUCAAGCUGUAUGAGUCUAGUCACUACCGAGUCUCAGACGAUGAGGGGCUUUUGUUUGACCAGAUGACGCUAAGGGCAACCUUUAUUGAGGAUAUUAAUGAUACCAGGCUCAUUACCCGUCAUGAAUGGAGCUGGAUGCCUCUAGAAGUUAUUCUAGAUUCAUAUCUUCAGAUGAUUGACGAAGGAAAGGCGCAGGCAGUUUCUAAAGAUCAGGCAAAACUACUAAAGAUGGACUUUCUAUAUGGGCUAAUGGAACCCUGGGUAAUUCAUCAGUACACAAAAACGGACCUAGAAAGGGCAACCACUGCCUUCAAGCGUCUCGUGGAAGUGAUUGAGUCUCGAAUCCCACCCAGAGAGGAUCCUACUACUUUCAUGAACUUGCCGUGGCAUGAUCCAGCAACAUUUGAAAACCAGGAUGUUCUCCCCCGCUUGUCGUUUGCUCACGAGUUCUUAAGAUCCAUUUCCGACUGCAGCGUCCGAUUCUGUUAUAUCGCGCCAGGGAUCCGAUUCCCCACUGUCUUCGAAUUUCAGAACCAACCCAUCACGGACUUUGUUACAUCGCCACAUAACCACCUCGGCCAGUACCCUGGAAACUGCCCUCUCCGGAUAUUUCAGAUUGAUGAUGCAGAGUAUCAUCAGCCUGUAGCGCGUGGAAACCAUCUCGGUCUCUACAAUAUUGCUGCCGGAUUCUACAUCGAUCCUGUCGUGCAGCAAUGGCCACUGUUCUGGAGCAACGUAUGUCGGCUUCUAUUACCCUUUGCUAUUGGAGGUUCCGGAUGGGCUCGAAUGUCAAAUGGACAACCGUUUGGGAUAACCGACUCCGACUAUCUGGACAAAUACCCAGAGCCUCGUGAUUCCCAUGGGGACUUGUAUCAGAAUGGGACUAUAAAUGGGAUUACAAACUCCGAUAUGGUACAGAUAGAUAAGGUGCUGAACAACUGGGCUGAUCGGGUUGAGAGGGGCGAUUGGGUGGUAGAUGAAGAUGGGGUCGCAGGGGUAUCGAUAAGUUUCGAGAGGCAGAUACAGAGGCGCAUUGGCAGAAGUAUUGGAUUCCACCGUCGUGGUGAGGUUUGCAUGUAGGGCGGAAUGGAUCUCUAUAUAUUUAUGUACUCGGAGCUUCACAUCAC
Aspergillus versicolor CBS 583.65 is the source of this 1580-nucleotide messenger RNA. RefSeq lists its product as uncharacterized. The record is from RefSeq and is a predicted model, not a curated record. The transcript has 2 exons. Bases 70 to 1533 code for a protein of 487 amino acids. NCBI's taxonomy places the organism in Eukaryota, Fungi, Ascomycota, Eurotiomycetes, Eurotiales, Aspergillaceae.